This is a messenger RNA of Annulohypoxylon maeteangense, 1446 nucleotides long. RefSeq names its product mitochondrial carrier. The record is from RefSeq and is a predicted model, not a curated record. Gene Ontology annotation, biological process: alpha-ketoglutarate transport; mitochondrial citrate transmembrane transport. Lineage: Eukaryota; Fungi; Ascomycota; Sordariomycetes; Xylariales; Hypoxylaceae. Gene Ontology annotation, cellular component: mitochondrion. Gene Ontology annotation, molecular function: tricarboxylate secondary active transmembrane transporter activity. The coding region runs from base 201 to 1163 and encodes 320 amino acids. The transcript is spliced from 3 exons.
CCACCCGACUCCGAAUUACUUUGUUGCUUCGACUUCAUUCCGUCUUGAAUCCGUCUUACAUCUUUUUCUUCUGAAACUUUAUCCCUCACGCCGUUCGAACAUCAACACUCUCCUCUAAGGUCCUUAGACACCCUCUCUCCGCGAAGAAGCACCCGAUUGCCUUGGUCAGGCCCCCUUCCGUCAAACGAUCCUCGCUUGAGAUGUCCACCGCCACCGCUGCCGCCUCCGGGGUUACUCCCCCCUUGACGGACAACAGGCUUGAGAAGAAGCCCAUCAAGUUCUCCAACUUGCUUCUCGGCGCCGGCCUCAACUUGUUUGAGGUCACCACCCUCGGCCAGCCCUUGGAGGUCUGCAAAACUCAUCUCGCCGCCAAUCGAGGUGACUCCUUCGCCUCUGCGCUGCGCUCCAUCUGGAACCGUGGUGGUGUCCUUGGAUUUUACCAGGGUCUCAUUCCCUGGGCCUGGAUCGAAGCCUCGACCAAGGGCGCCGUCUUGCUCUUCGUCGCCUCCGAAGCCGAAUACUAUGCCCGAGUCGCCGGCGCUUCGGAGUUCGGUGGCGGAAUCAUCGGUGGCGUGACCGGCGGUGUCGCGCAGGCCUACGCCACCAUGGGUUUCUGUACCUGCAUGAAGACGGUCGAGAUCACCCAGCACAAGAUGGCUGCGGCCGGCGCCAAACCUCAAAGCACGUUCGCGACCUUCAUGGAUAUCUACCGCAAGGAGGGCAUUAGGGGAAUCAACAAGGGUGUCAACGCUGUCGCCAUCCGACAGAUGACCAACUGGGGUUCUCGUUUCGGCUUGUCGCGUCUUGCCGAGCAGGGUAUCCGCAGGGUCACCAACAAGGAGCAUGGCGAGAAGCUCAGCGUUGUAGAGAAGAUCACGGCUUCGGCUCUGGGUGGUGGUUUGUCCGCCUGGAACCAGCCGAUCGAGGUCAUCCGCGUUGAGAUGCAGAGUAAGAAGGAGGAUCCCAACCGUCCUAAGAAGAUGACGGUCGGCAACACUUUCAAGUAUAUUUAUGAUAGCAACGGUCUCAAGGGAUUGUACCGUGGCGUGAUGCCGCGUAUUGGGUUAGGCGUUUGGCAGACGGUUUGCAUGGUGGCUAUGGGUGAUAUGGCCAAAACUUACGUGGAAAAGCUGACCGGAGACAAGGUCACUGCUAAGCAUUAGGCGGCGUUAUAUGGAAUGACUGUUCAUGAUAUGAUAGAUCAUGGGAUGAAUGUGUGCAUUUUGCAUUUCUGGUACUUGCUACCUAUAGAUCUUAACUUUUACCUCGUCUACAGGUAGCUUUUGAGUGGCCCGUUUUAACAUACGGCGACGUUUUUACCCUCGUUGUCGAUAUUAUACUUAUACUACAUAGACCUGAUCGCAAUACAGGCUUUUGUGAUCCUUGGGGUCAUCUUAUCUACAUUUCUCGAACGUUGUGCGUGAUUUUUUGCUCCAUCCUAUGGAC